AUGGAGUUAGAUGCAUCUAUAUUAUCAGAUUCUGAUAAAUUAGCCUCCUUUAUCAAUGCUGACCAGCACAUAAGAAUCAUAAGCAGGUGGAAAUACUACGGGAAAACCAAUAAUCAUGGAGAAUUCAGCAAAUUAACUAAAAAUUUAUACGAAAUAUCUAAUCACUUACAUCAGUUUCCUAAAGAUAAAAGUUUACCGUUUUUCAAAGAUUUACUUGAACAAUCAAACUUAAAGUUGAUUUAUAGAUGUUUGAACCACCAGAAAAACCAAUUAACCAUCAACGUCAUCAAAUUAUUGAAUAAUCUUAUAAAUAAUGGCUACUUGACAUUGUUUAUCAAUAACUUUAACCUCGAGUUGAAUUUCUUAUUCAAACUUGUGUUGAAGACCGAUAAUAUAAGGAAGGAAUUUAUCAAGUUUUAUAUCAAUCUUUUAAGUGUGAUGAGUUAUGUUGACAGGAAGUUCCAAUUAAGUUCGAAUACUAAAGUAUGGCUCAAUAUUUUCAAAUUAUUGGCCAAUGAUGAUGAAGAUAUCUUGGACUUGGUGAUGAAUUUCAUCGAUGAAAAGAUUUUAAAUGAAUCUAAUUAUAGUAAAGUCACCAAGAUGACGUUUUUGAAUGAAGGUACACUUUUCAAUUUACAGAAAAUCCACAAAAAAGAUACUUUUUCAUUAUUUGAAAAAAUCGUCGAUGAUAAAAUCGGUAUUCUUUUCAAGGAACCUCCUAAUACCACCAUAUCCGUGAAUAAUGUCAGCUUCAAAAUCAAUAACAAGAUUCUUUAUAAGUUAUUGACAUUCUUAAAGAUCGAUUCCAUUGAGAAAGUCAAUUUAUCAGUAUUGAUUUUAUCUAAAGAUCACAAUUUGAUUGAUCCUUUUAUGAACUAUUUGACUUUAAAUAACGGUAAUGAUUUGGUUUCUUCCAUCACUUAUAACUUAUUGUUCGUUAGAGUGUUGAAUUUCCCAACAUCCAAAGUAUCAGAGAUUUACUUGAAAACCUUCAAUAAAUCUUCAUUAGUCAAAAAUCUUAACCAUGACAAUGAUUUCAUCAAGUACUUGGUAAUGACGGUGAUCCAUUUAAUCUGUGAUAAGUUCGAAGUGUUGAAACCAAUUGAAAUCAAUAAAAUCUUAAGUAACUUACCUAAUAUCAAUGAUAUUUUAAAUACCACCACUUCUAAUCAAGUGAUGAGUUUGAUGAAAGUCAAACUUCUUGAGAAAUUAUCCAAAUAUGAGUUGAAUAAUGCUUUGAUCAAAUACCUUAACAAUGAAUUGACGGAUUUAGUUGACUUGAAAGGGAUAAAUCUUCAAUUAUUCAAUUAUUACAUAAGAAUAUUCAUCAAUUCGAAUACAAAUUUCGAGAUAAAGAAUGUUAAUCAUCUUCCUAAAAUGAUUAAAUUCUCCAAUUUGAAUGUCUAUAAGAAUAAUUGGAUACUUUAUAAUUUAAUCAAUAGAUUAUUCACUUUACCAAGAGACAAUUUGAUAAAUCCGUUCUUCUCAUUGAUUUUCAUCCAUUUCCCUGAACAAUUGAAUAAUUUGUUAGUGGAGUUGUUUCAAAGAUUAAACAGUCCUUACAAAUAUUAUGAUAUGCCUUUCAAUUUACAUAUUGUGAUCAAAAUCUUGAUUGAACAAUAUUCCAUUUUCAGAAAGAAAUCCGGUGAUGUCCAUGAUUCGUGGUUUAAUGAUAUUGUUAACAAUUUCUUUGUUAUAGGUGAAGAUUGGAAUGAAUUGGAAAGAUAUUGUAAGACUUUUGAUUUGGUGAUCAAGAAACAAUCGGUUUCUCCUAUUCAGGAAACUAAAUUCAUAGGUGAUGAUUAUCAGUUGAUGUAUUCUAUUAGAAAGUUCCAACAAUCCAAGAAACCCGAGAUUUAUGCUAAGAUCUUGGACUUCAUUACUGAUGAACAUAUCAAUAACCUUAACGUGUUUAAAUUGUUGGUAGAAGGAGAUAUUGAACUUUUAAGUGUCAAGAUGAAAGGGCUCAAAAUCAAGAAUCAAGAUAUCAUGGAUUUUGUGUUCCAACAAAUGAAACAUGGUAAGUUAUACCAUCUCAAUUGGUUAUUAACAGAAGAGCAGUUGAACUAUCAAUUUGACGAAGAUAUAAGACUUCAUAAUUUCAAGUUACUCUUAACUCAAGGGAAAAUUCCUGAUAUUUCAAUCGAAGAAUUGUUCCUGUUCAAGAAUAAAGAUAAGUUAAUCAUCCUCAAGGAGAAACUUACUACUGAUAACCUCAUUGAUUAUGUUGAAAGGGUUUGUAAGGAGAAAUCAUAUGAAUUAUUGGCUAUGGAAUUGAGUGAUGAGGUAGUUGAGUAUUUGAUCCAGAAUGUUCAUGAACCACAAUUAUCUAUCGUUGCUUCAUUCAUAAGAAGUUCUAAUUCUAAAUUGAGUGAAUUGUUUCAAAAGGUCAAAAUCAUCAAAUGUCCUAAUUAUUUGAAUUUAGUCAAUAAUGUCAUUAAGUUCACUGGUUCAUUAGAUCCUGAAACUGUCAGAGAUAUUCAUGAAAACUUCGAAUUAUCGGUAGAUUUGAUCUAUUUCUUACAAAAGUAUCCAAACUCCAAUGUCAUAAAUCAAAUCUUCAUCAAUAUCACCAAAUUCUUUGCUGAAGAUUUGAUUCCUGAAAACUUUGAUUCGAUUUUGAAUGAGUUAACAAAGAUCUUCCCUGUCGCGGUGGACUUGAACAUAUUGAACACUCAGUUGGAAGUGUUCUUGAACUCCAAAUAUGUCGAUAACUAUGAUUACUUGAAUUAUAUCAAUAAAGUCGUUUUGUCCUAUAAGGUGGAUUACUAUAAGUUGUUAAUGAUAUUUUUGAAUAAUAAGGAUAUUGGAUUGAAGUUCACUAACGAGCCAUCAAUCAGAAUUGAGACCAGUUUCAUCAUAUAUAAUCUUUUCUUUGCUGAAGGGAACCUUACUGCUGAAAGAGCCAAUAAUAUCUUGAAUCUAGUAUUGGGAGUUUAUUCUGGAUCAAUCAGAUUUGAAGAUUUGAUCUUGAAAGAGGUAUUGAAAUCAAUAGAAACCACUAAUAACAUCAAUUGGAUCAAUGUGGUUAAAAUCAAUAAUUGGGAAAUCAAUAACUUCAAUACUAAAGAUUUCGAAUUAAUCGGUGAUCAGAAAUUGAUCGAUAACGGUUUAAUCUCCAUAAAUAAGAAAUUUAUCAAGAACUUACAACAUUUCAAAUAUGGUAAUGAGCUCGCUAAAACUUUCAGGUCGGUUACAACUUCCAAUUUGAAAUCCAAUUAUCGAUCAAUGAUAAAUUUCAUUAAUACUAAUGUAUUCAAAAUCAACUACAAUUAUAGUGAAACAGUGUAUGAUUAUGAGUUCUUGAUGUUACUUAUCUUGAACAACGAAGAGUUCUUCUCCUUCGAUAAUGAUAAAAUUACAGUCAACAUCACCAAUUUGAUCGAUUACAAUAUCUUAGAAAUUUUGAUUCAGAAUUAUAAUGAACCAUUAAGUAAGAUUGUUGUUAAGAGCUUGGUAACGAACUUCCCUGAAGAAUUCAAAGAUGGAAAUGUGUUCAAGAUCUAUCUCUGUAACUUGAUCAAUACUUAUAGAUCUCAUAAGUUAUCACCAAUUCAAUUAAGACUUUAUAGUUCUUUUGUACCCAUUUUGGCAAAUCCAGGGAAUUUCUUAUACGAAAUCACUUACAAAUACGUCCUAGGACAUCCUAUUAUCAAGGAAGUAGAGCUUCCAAAUUUCAAUGAUAUAAAAUUUGAAAAUUUGAAGAUGGUUGAUUGGUAUUUAGACCUUUUUGUCAACUUCAUUGACGUAGAUGAUUUAAGGGUUCUCAAUAAGAAUAACUUCUUUGAAUGGAUUUUGAAUCUUCUCAACAUGGCCCUACCUGCAUCAGUCAGAAGAAAGAUUGAGAAGAUAGUAUUCCAUCUUUUAGAGAUUUUCGAUGGUUCUAACACUUUGGUGACAAAAUAUGGUUUCUUAACCUUCUUGAAUCAAGUGAAGAUGAACCCACAAAUCGCUGUCAAAUUAGAAAUGACUAAAUCCAAGAGAUUGAUGGAAUGGUCAGAUAAUGAUUUUCCUCAUCAGUUGAAAAGAAUCAAGGUUGAUCAGGUUUAG
Yamadazyma jaroonii is the source of this 4050-nucleotide messenger RNA. The record is from the annotation of a GenBank genome assembly. Lineage: Eukaryota; Fungi; Ascomycota; Pichiomycetes; Serinales; Debaryomycetaceae.